UCUCUCUUCUAACACAUGAGCUGGAAUGAGAAAGACCAGAUUAUGACGUCAAAUGUAUGGCUAAAACAAUUGUGGAACGACUACCGGUUGGCGUGGAAUCCGGAUGACUACGACGGACUUGGUAUACUUCGAGUACCCUCACAGAUGAUUUGGCUACCGGACAUAGUACUUUUCAACAAUGCCGAUGGCAACUAUGAAGUGACACUGAUGACCAAGGCACUGGUGUAUGCUAAUGGUGAUGUGUACUGGUUGCCUCCAGCCAUCUACAAAAGUUCGUGUAAAAUCGACGUACAGUAUUUCCCGUUCGACGAGCAGCGAUGUAUAAUGAAGUACGGCUCGUGGACCUACGACGGGUACCUGGUGGAUCUGGUGCUCAUCAACGAACAGAUCGACCUGGAGGACUACUGGGAAAGCGGAGAGUGGUCCCUGGUCGAUACACCGGGCGUGCGCAACACGGUGAAAUACGCGUGCUGCGAUACGAUCAAUGUUGACAUUACGUUCACCAUUCACAUCAUGAGGAAGCCGUUGUUUUAUACUGUAAACUUAAUCAUACCAUGUGUUUUGAUAUCGUUUUUGACUGUUUUGGUGUUUUAUCUGCCGUCCGAUUGUGGGGAGAAAAUCACCCUCUGUAUUUCGGUCUUGCUGGCCCUAACUGUGUUUCUCCUUUUGAUUUCGGAUAUAAUUCCCCCGACGUCGUUGGUCAUCCCGCUUAUCGGCCGCUACUUGCUAUUCACUAUGGUACUAGUGACGGUAUCCAUUAUCGUCACCGUCAUUGUACUGAAUAUCCACCACCGAGCGCCGAGCACGCACACCAUGUCGCCGUGGAUCCGCAAAGUCUUCCUGGAGAUUUUACCUCCGUUGCUACUGAUGAAGCGACAAUCAAAAAACAAAGGGUCCGGUGGCAGACGCCGAGACCGCCGAUUACCGCCGUGCGUACGAUCUCGGAACGCCAAAUGGUGGCAUAGAGCUGCACGAGAUGUUGCGCCGCACUUCGAGCACGUGCGGCGAAGGCACGUACAGCGAGAACAAGCGUGGCCGAGAGCAGGCGGACAAAUGCCGCGUCCGCAAAAACCUGUGGACGCCAGGUUUAAGGAGGCAAUCAGAGGGGUCAACUAUGUCGCUCAACAUCUGAAGAAUGAGGACGAAUUCGAAACGAUCAGUGAAGAUUGGAAGUAUGUCGCGAUGGUCGUGGACCGCAUUUUCCUGUGGAUAUUUCUCGUCGUUGUACUGAGCGGAACUGCUGGAAUACUAUUAUCAGCGCCUACGAUAUACAUGGAUCGGAAAGUGCUAGGAUAG
Molecule: messenger RNA, 1296 nt
Organism: Saccoglossus kowalevskii
Lineage: Eukaryota; Metazoa; Hemichordata; Enteropneusta; Harrimaniidae
Product: neuronal acetylcholine receptor subunit alpha-3-like
Biological process (GO): monoatomic ion transmembrane transport
Cellular component (GO): postsynaptic membrane
Molecular function (GO): acetylcholine-gated monoatomic cation-selective channel activity; transmembrane signaling receptor activity
Source: RefSeq, a predicted model, not a curated record